This is a messenger RNA of Sabethes cyaneus, 1661 nucleotides long. Its product is annotated as protein yellow. NCBI's taxonomy places the organism in Eukaryota, Metazoa, Arthropoda, Insecta, Diptera, Culicidae. The record is from RefSeq and is a predicted model, not a curated record. The coding region runs from base 142 to 1461 and encodes 439 amino acids. Gene Ontology annotation, cellular component: extracellular region. The transcript has 4 exons.
UUGUAUGCUGCUGCUGUGCUUUUCUAGUGGUGAAUGGCAGCCAGGUGAUCUUGAUUCAAAUUAGUGAUCAAAAGUAGGGACGGUAACGACCGCUCUGCUUGAAGCAAGUUUUAAUAAGCAAAAAUUAAACUAAAGCGAAAGAUGAAGUGCACAAAUAUGAAGCAGUAUUUAAAAGCGAUUGUUGUAUUAUGCCUGCAAAUAUCGAUCGUGACGCUACCCAUGGUCAAUGCAAUGAAGUUAACACAAAAGUUCAAAUGGCGCGAAGUGGAGUUCGAUUGGCCGUCACAGGAAACAAAACAGGAAGCGAUUAGAUCCGGUAAAUACGUAACAUCAAACAAUUUGCCGCUUGGAUUAGAAAGAUGGAGAGACAAAUUAUUCAUCACGGUACCAAGAUGGAAAUCAGGAGUGGCAGCUUCUUUAAAUUGGGUGAACAUAACUGACACUGAAUCACCAAUUUUACACCCCUAUCCUAGCUGGGAAGCCAACCAACUACCCGAGGAAUCAAACACGGAUGCACCCAAAUCAGAGACCACAACAAAAUCGGAUAGUGCUUCGAAACAGCUAAACAACAACGGAACCAUUAUAUCGACUUUCAGAGUUUCGGCAGAUGAAUGUGAUCGUUUGUGGGUGAUGGAUACUGGCUUGGCUGAUAUCCUUGGUGUUCCGGUUCAGUAUGCUGCACCAUCGCUUGUUGUGUUUGAUUUGUACACAGACAAACUCAUUAGACGACAUUAUUUUCCGGAUUCAUUGCUUAAGGAAGACUCUUUUUUUGCAAAUGUGAUAAUCGAUACUGAACGAGGAGAUUGUGAUAAUGCUUUCGCAUACGUACCCGAUCUUGGAGGAUAUCAAGUGAUUGUUUAUUCGUUCGGUGAUGAUAAGUCAUGGAGAGUGAAGCACAACUUCUUCCACUUUGAUCCGUUGGCGGGUGACUAUAAUAUUGGGGGCGUCAAUUUCCAGUGGACGGAUGGUGUAUUCGGAAUGGCUGUGGGUAAAAAAGGCCACGAUGGUUCUCGACCGGUAUUCUUCCAUGCUUUCUCCAGUACCAAAGAGUUUAUGGUGUCCAAUCGGAUUUUACAAAAUGAAACUUACUCGCAAAGCUCAGAUUCUUACUAUGAUUAUAAAUUGAUGGGGGAUCGCGGUCCGAAUUCGCAAUCCUCAGCAGAAUCUUAUGAUCCGGAAACUGGAGUUGUUUUUUAUACCCAAGUCAACAAAGACGGAGUCGGUUGUUGGAAUACUGCUAAACCAUUGAAUCCAGAUACACAAGGAUUAGUUGAUUCCGAUAGCGAUGCACUCGUCUUUCCCAAUGAUCUUAAAGUCGACAAUGAAGGAAAUGUGUGGGUUUUGUCCGAUAGACUACCAUUGUUUAUUUUUACUUCACUUGACCCAGAGCAAUACAAUUAUCGAAUCUUAACCGGCCGAAUAAGCGAGCUUAUUAAGGGUACUCCUUGUGAUGCUUAUUGAGAAAAUUGCAUUUCAGAAAAGAUUUUCAUUUAUUUAAGCAAUAAUAUAGGCCAACACGGCAAUCAAAAGUCCUAGGAUCGAAAAUCACAUUUCAUGAAUUAUUUGAUUUUAACAUUUUAAAAGCAAAUAUUUAGAAUAUAGAAAAAAGACCAACAAACCUUGAAGAAAAUAUUUUACCAACAAACUAAGCUGAAAACAAU